UUCACUGCCGCCUGCUGGAGACCCACCGCGUUGCGCGGCGCUUUCCCAUUCGUUUCUGUCCCUUCUGGGAAGGAGGGUGGCUUCUUAGACGUCGCCUUUGGACAGGAUUCGAGUCAUCAGGAAAUGUCAAAUAGUUUCUGUCCCUGAGCGUCUCUCGUCGAAUGGUUUAGUGAUCGCUGUCCGUACCUCUCAGGUCUCCAGAGCCUCCUCCACAUGCUGCGUAACCCUGCAGGCCGUUGCAGCUGUCGCUUCUUCUGGGAAGCUUCCUCUGACCUUCCUCUGGACUUAUCAGUGAACAAGAUGCAGACCCUGCCCUCUUGGAGUCCACAGUUUGGGGAGCUAGAAAGCUAACCACAAUAGUGAUGUCCGGCAAGGUGGCCAUUGGCAGUGACAUCGGGCAGGCCCGCCGGGCCGUGGAGCAGCUGCGGAUGGAGGCAGGCAUCGAGCGUGUGAAGGUGUCCAAGGCGGCUUCCGACCUGCUGCAGUUCUGCAUGGAGCAGGCCAAGAGCGACCCCUUCCUCGUGGGCAUCCCCGCUGCCACCAACCCCUUCAAGGAGAAGAAGCCCUGCACCAUCCUGUGACCUCCACGGCCCCGACCACCCGGGAGGCCGCAAUAAACAUGAAGUGAGGGAUUCC
This is a messenger RNA of Lutra lutra (Eurasian river otter), 636 nucleotides long. RefSeq names its product G protein subunit gamma 14 (gene GNG14). Gene Ontology annotation, biological process: G protein-coupled receptor signaling pathway. The transcript has 4 exons. Bases 363 to 581 code for a protein of 72 amino acids. Gene Ontology annotation, cellular component: heterotrimeric G-protein complex. NCBI's taxonomy places the organism in Eukaryota, Metazoa, Chordata, Mammalia, Carnivora, Mustelidae. Gene Ontology annotation, molecular function: G-protein beta-subunit binding. The record is from RefSeq and is a predicted model, not a curated record.